Messenger RNA from Yarrowia lipolytica CLIB122, 1650 nucleotides. RefSeq lists its product as uncharacterized. Gene Ontology annotation, cellular component: membrane. Gene Ontology annotation, molecular function: transmembrane transporter activity. Lineage: Eukaryota; Fungi; Ascomycota; Dipodascomycetes; Dipodascales. Gene Ontology annotation, biological process: amino acid transport; transmembrane transport. The record is from RefSeq and is a predicted model, not a curated record.
AUGACAGUAAUCGAGCGCAAGUCCGACGACAGCUUGCAAGAGAAGGGCGUUCCCUACGCCACUCAGGAUGAGUGUAUCCUGGCCGACAUUGGUUACAAGGAGGAAUUGAAACGGCACUUUUCCGUGGUCCAAGUAUUUGGAAUCGCCUUCUCCAUCAUGGGUCUGCUACCUUCCAUUUCGUCCGUCAUUGGUUACUCUCUCACGGCUGGCCCCGUGGGAAUGGUCUGGGGAUGGUGCAUUGCCUCGGCGUGUAUUAUGGUUGUAGGUUUGGCCAUGGCCGAGCUGGGUUCCUCAUUGCCUACUUCGGGAGGUCUGUACUGGUGGACUUACCAUUUUGCACCUGAGAACGCCAAACGACCCUUGUCUUUCCUUUGCGGUUACUCCAACUCGCUGGGUCUCAUUGGAGGUCUGGUGUCUAUCGACUAUGGCUUUUCUCUCAUGCUCUUGUCUGUGGUUUCCCUGGCCACUGACGGUGAAUUUGAACCCUCCAAAUACACGGUUUACGGCGUCUUCGCAGGCGCUGUGCUGACCCACGGUCUCGCCGGCAUCCUCACCACCAAACUCAUCUCCAAGAUCCAGACUGCCUGUAUCGUGCUUAACAUUGGUAUCAUUGUUCUGGUUGUGAUUGCGCUGCCCGUCGGUGCACGUGAUCACCUCAACGACGGCAAGUUCAUCUUCACCCAGAUUGAAAACAUCUCCGAAUGGCCUACCGGCUGGAACUUCUUCCUGUCGUGGCUCGCCCCCAUCUGGACCAUUGGAGCCUUUGACAGUUGUGUCCACAUGGCUGAGGAAGCAUCCAACGCCUCUCGAGCCGUCCCUAUCGGUAUCAUUUCAUCCAUUGGCAUGUGCUGGAUCCUUGGUGUCAUUGUCAACAUCAUCUGUGCUGCUGUCAUCAACCCCGAUGUUGAGGCUAUCAUCAAUACUCCCCUCGGCCAGCCCAUGGCCCAGAUCAUCUACGACUGUCUUGGAAAGAAGUGGACCAUGGCAAUUAUGUCCAUCAUCUUCUGUCUUCAGUGGACCAUGGGUCUCAGUAUUCUGGUCGCUGGAUCUCGACAGAACUGGGCCUUUGCUCGAGAUGGCGCUCUGCCCUUCUCCGACUGGCUUAAGGUUGUCCACAAGGAGACUGGAGUGCCUCGACGAACCGUCAUCAUGGGCACCUUUGUCGGUCUGGCCAUUGGCUGCAUCUGUAUGAUUGAUGACAAGGCUGCUUACGCUCUGUUUUCUCUGCCCCCCGUCUCCAACGAUCUGGCCUGGCUCCUGCCCAUCUUCCUCAAGCUCGUGUUUGGCGCCUCCAAGUUUGUGCCCGGCCCCUUCUACCUUGGUAAGGUUCUUUCCAAGAUCAUCGGUAUCGCUGCAUCUGGAUAUCUCGUCUUUGCCAUCAUUCUGCUAAUGUUCCCCACUGCGACCCCUCACGUGACCACGGACACCAUGAACUACGUUGUGGUGCUAAACGUUGGCGUGUGGAUUGGCGCUUUGGCUUACUACUUUUUGUACGCUCGGCGAUGGUACACCGGCCCUCGAUCCAACUUGGAAGAUGAUCCUCGAGUUCUUGACGCCGUUCGAGUUGUCAACCAGGAGCUUGCCAAGGAGGAGUCCGAAAAGGCCAACGAGAAGCAGGUUGAGGAGCAUGUUGAGCGUGUCGUUAUUUAA